UAUGCCUGGAUUAAAAAGACCAAAGUUCAGUAUAGAUAUCUGAUUGAUAGUCGAUUUGGUUUGACCCGGGAAUAAAACCAGUGAUAGCUAAUACAUUGGUAGACGUGUGCGCUUAUGAAUGUUUCUAUCGACCUGUUAAAUGGACAUUUCUGUUUUUUUUUUUAUAGUUCUUACCGCGGUUAAAGGCGUCUGUAAUAUUUCUAUGUAAGCGGUAUCAAACAGUUCCCUGUGUUAUGCUACGGAAUCAGCUGUAGAAGUAAUUGAAGUAACUGUAAAGGAGUCUACUUUUUCUAAAUCAAGCAAUGAUUUGAUUCCCAAGACGAUAUAAGCAAAUAUUCUUUUCUUCAUGGAUUAAUUUCUUUGGUUGAAACCAUACAUUUUUAUUCAGCAAGUUGUGGCAUUCAUUUCUGGUAGCCACACCAAAACUAUUCAAGUAUUUUUGGAUUGAUCAGUAUGGGUAAAGGGGCCCAAGGCGAGUCCAAUGGACUGAUUGUGAAAUCAAAAUUGGAAGAAUUCACGUGGGAUGUUAUCAAGGAAAAGAAUACUAGAGAGGAGAAGUGGAUAGUCAUAGAGGGAGAGGUAUACAAUAUUACAAACUGGGCUCGUCGUCACCCAGGAGGCCCAAAAGUCAUAAGCCACUAUGCUGGACAAGAUGCCACAGAUGCAUUUAAAGCUUUUCAUAAUGAUCUCAACUUUGUGAAGAAAUACAUGAAGGCCAUCCAUAUAGGUACUUUAAAGGAUUCCCAGCAUGUAGUUAGUCCUAUUGAGCAGGACUUUAGGGAACUCAGAGAAACAGCUGAAAAAAUGGGUUUGUUUAAACCAAGCAUACUGUUCUUCUGUCUUCACAUGUUUCACAUCUUAUUCCUUGACUGGGCAGCUUGGGCCACCAUGUACUAUUUUGGUACUGGCUGGAUUCCAUAUUUAGCUUCAUUACUAAUGAUAACAACUGUAGAGGCUCAGACUGGCUGGAUCCAACAUGACUUUGGCCACCUGUCCGUGUUCAAAAACUCUAAAUGGAAUCAUAUUUUACACUAUUUUUCUGUCGGGAUCAUUAAGGGAGCAUCUCCAUCUUGGUGGAAUCAUAUGCAUUACCAGCACCACGCUAAACCUAAUGUGAUGGACAAAGACCCUGACGUACGUGUUGAAGCUCUCUUUGUUGUGGGGGACAAGAUGCCUGUGCAGAUAGCCAAGAAGUACAAGAAGAGCAUGCCCUAUAACUGGCAGAACUAUUACUUCUUUUUAAUUGGACCACCACUCUUGUUUCCAGUCUACUUCCAGAUUAUGUUGUUCAGAUAUAUAUUUACAAGAAAGGCUUGGAUGGAUUUGUUUGUAGUGACUGUUUUCUUUACCAAGCUGUUUUACCUAUACACACCAAUACUAGGGUUCUGGAGUACAGUAGCUUUCUACUUUACAUUCAGAUGUCUAGAGAGCCAUUGGUUUACAUGGGUUGCCCAGUCUAAUCAUGUCCCGAUGGAGAUUGACCACGACAAAGCCAUGCCCUGGCUGCCUCUACAGAUGCAAGCAACCUGUAAUGUAGAGCAGAGUUUUUUCAAUGACUGGUUCACGGGACAUCUGAACUUUCAAGUUGAACAUCACUUAUUUCCCACCAUGCCAAGACACAAUUUGUACAAGAUAGCACCACUAGUGAAGUCUGUAUGUGAGAAACAUGGCAUCAGUUACCAGGUGAAACCAUUGAGUACAGCCUUUGCAGACAUUGUCAGGUCAUUAAAACACUCUGGGGAGCUGUGGUAUUCUACUUACCAAGCUUAUCAUGCUUCCACCUCCUGAUUACAUCCAGCUGUGUACAAGAACAACAUUAUGUAACUGUUGCUAGUUCAUGAACACAGCCAAUUUGUUCAGUAGCCCAUCCAUGAACAGAAGCUGUUUUUUUUUUUUUUUUUUUUUUUAUAAAUAUAUUUUCAUUUAGUCAUUUUGAAAAUGCAAGAUGGUAGUAAGCUUGUUAGAAGAUUGUUCAUUAAUUAUUUUUUUAAAUUAAAAAGCUUUGACUGAAGUGAAAUUUAAACAAAUGUAAGGUACUUAAUUAAAAAAUUUCUUAAAUUUGUAAGAAGUUUAUUCCUAGAAUGACCAUAUUUUACAAUGAAACGAAUGAAGGUGCAAUUCACUAUUUGUACUUCUGUUGUACUCUUGACAUUGCUGAUGUUACUAGAUGCUUAAAAGACAGCAAUGAUUAAUUUCAGAUUGGAACACAAAUAUUGUAAUUUUUUUUUAAAGACAUGUUUGUGCUUGUCUGUUUGAUUUCACUGUCAUCUCCCUUCUGUUUGAUUCAACUGGUUAUGUCCUUUUUAAGGUUCACAGUUUUUGUGCUUGUCUGUUUGAUUUCACUGUCAUCUACCUUUUGUUUGAUUUCAACUGGUUAUGUCCUUUUAAACGUUCACAGUUUUUGCGCUUGACUUUGGUUUCUGCUACUUAUGUUAAAAUUGUUUCUAUUUGUUGAUAAUUGAAUGAAACAGAAUUAAUGCUAGGAUUCUUGGCUUAUGAGAGUUUCUGUCUUUGUCUUGUACCUUUUUUUUAAAAAAAAUGUAACCUCUCAAAUUUAUCAGCGAGUUUUCAAAUAACUUUUUUUUUAAAUGUUUAAAUGUGUAUUUGUAAAAAGGAAGCUAUAUUGAGGGUAGCUUGAAUUCAAAUGUUCUGUUACAAUUUCAUGCACUCCUGAGGUGGUGUAUGAAGGGUAGGCUUAACUUUGUCAACAUUUUACAAUAAUUGCAGUAACUGCUGAGCUUUUUUUUUGUUGUUGUGAUAUCUCACAGAAAAGAGCCAAGAGGUUUGUUUUUAGAGUUAUUCUUGUCACUCAAAGAAGAAACCUCUUGCCAUAAAGAAAUAGAAAACUUCUUAUUCAAGAAAUCAACAACAAAAUAAGGAAAUAUGUACAGGGCUAGGGUAAUCUGAUUCAGUGUUACUAUUUAUUUGAACUGCCAGGUGUACUAAAUGUAUGGGUAACUGAGGGUAGACUGUCUUUUUCAAGAUGUCAAUUUUACAAAGUCUGUAAUCAUUUUUUUAAAAAAAAUAAAAUGGUAAUCAUUAGCUGUUGUUCUUUUUCUUUUUAUCUUUUUUUUUUUUUUUUACAUAUUCAAACCUUGAAUAAAAAACAAACUUUAAGGAGCUCUGGCAUGCUGGAUAUGUAGCAAACUCUAUAACUGACUUAUUUGAUAGGUCAGGAAUUAAAUACAUCUGAAUUGUUAAUAUAUAUAUUGUUACAAGUUUCUUCAUUGGGUUCACUGGUUUGUUUAAUACAAAGUUAAUUAUAUAAUGGAUGUUUAGGUUCUCAGUAUUUGCACAUAGCUGUAUGCCUAAUUUUGAAGUCAUUAUUUUACUGGAGUUUUUAAUUACCUAUGUACAAAUGUCAACAUGAAAUUUUCUCUAUUUUGGCAUGAGGUAAAAUGGAAAAAUCAGAAUUUUCUUUUUUAAAAUAUAUAAUAAUUAUAUUUUUUAGAAAAUCUGAAUUAAAAUAAUUGAUAAUACAAUCAAAAUUUCUAACAUGAUUGGACCUACUACCAAGAAUAAUGUACAUAAUGAGUCAAGGCUAUUUGAUGUAGGGUAUUAUACAGUUAGCAGUCUAGUGAGACUGCUUAGUUGUUGAUGUAGAGCAAUUGGUCAUUCAUCUUCAUCCUUCAACUAGUUUCCUAUAACCUUGUGUAUGUUAAUCAAGCUCUCUAUUUUAUUUCAUUCUCAGUGAGUCAUGUAUGUGUUUCUAAUUCAUCUUAAGCUCUUCUAUAAUAAAUCUCAAAGAUUUAGAGCACUAACAUCAAAAGGUGGUUAGAGAAGUAUACUGUAAGAUUAUUUCAAUCUACCUAAUUUCAGUCUACUGGGUGAUUGUGCACCAUGGUAUUCUGUGGUCAAUAACAAUUAAGCUGUGCUUAGAUUUUGUGUGUGUAUUGUACACACAUAUUUAUUACCAACUAAGUCUGUGUUGUACUGUGUAAUGUUGGACCUCUUGAUCUGCCAGUCACAUAGACUUCAUCAUUCUAUUUUUAGUCGUCACUGUGUACUGGAGGUUAUUUGUGUUGUGUUCAGUACUUGUAAUGUAUACUCUCAACAUUGAAUAUCAAUUAGACAGAAAAAGCCUUUUUUGUUUCUUUACAUUAUCAAAUAUCUCUCCUGAUUAAUUUUUUUUUUUCUAAAGCAACAAAGACAGGAAAUGUCCUUAAAUUUAUUAGCUAAACAAAUAUUACAAACUCUCCCCCCCCCCCCCCUCUGUGAUUAUAACAACAUUGUGAUGAUGCUCAAAACAGUUUCACAUUAAAACUUGUGUAGAUCAAGUUCUAAAGUCAUGAUCUUAUUAAACAAAAAUAUCAGCUAUAAAUAAAUGUAAAUGCUAUAAAUGUAACAGUAACUACUGAUCUAUAGGAUCUCAGAUUGUAAUUGUAUUCUUUUGCAUACCUCUGCCCUUCAAAAAAAAAAAACUCAGAGAAAGUAUUAAGAAAUAGUAAUAAACAAGUGCAGCACUAUUUUGUUUUAAUUUUACAGUUAACUACUAAGUAGUGGCAGAAGUCCAUGUUUGUUCUGAAAGCCUAUUGAAUUCUAUCAUUGGUUUUCAGGUCAACUACAUUGUAUACAUACAUUAAUCACAAUUUUGUAUAACCAAGGUAUUUGUCCAGUCUGUUAAAAAAGAAACUAUUUUUGUUUUAAGUGUUUGUACAAAAUUUAUGGAACUCUUGUUUUCUUGCUUCUUCUGUGAAAUAGAUAUUCUGUGCUUUAAGUAUUCAAUAUUUAAUUUAGACACUUAUUCUCAAAUAAAGAGUACCAUAUUUGUUACUGUUUGUAUCAGAUGAUAUACUCUUUAGAAACAAUUCUUUAGAUAUUUUGCAAUGAAAUAAAGUACAUGAAAUACAAUAUUAUCAAUAAAUGAUCUGGUUCACAUA
Molecule: messenger RNA, 4880 nt
Organism: Biomphalaria glabrata
Lineage: Eukaryota; Metazoa; Mollusca; Gastropoda; Planorbidae
Product: acyl-CoA (8-3)-desaturase-like
Exons: 12
Coding region: 454-1788 (444 amino acids)
Biological process (GO): lipid metabolic process
Cellular component (GO): membrane
Molecular function (GO): oxidoreductase activity, acting on paired donors, with oxidation of a pair of donors resulting in the reduction of molecular oxygen to two molecules of water
Source: RefSeq, a predicted model, not a curated record